GAAGCAGGCGCAUGCGGCGGCCAUCGCGGGAGCGGCUCAGUCCGUGAAGCCUCGCGGACGGAAGGCCAGGCUGCGUCGGAUGCAGGUGCAGCAGCACAGGACGGGGAGGAGAAGGAGCAGGGAGAUCUGGCGGCGGCAGGCGAAGGCGGCGCCAGCCGAGGCCACCUGCAAGCCGGCGGCCAGGUCACCCUCGCCGGCGUUCACGACGAGGCCGCCGACGCCGAGGCCCGCGCCGGAGUGGCGCGACCCGCAGGUCACCACCGUCAUGAUCCGGAACAUCCCCAACAGGCUCAAGCCGGCCGAGAUGAUGCAGUUGCUGGACGACCACUGCGCCCGCGAGAACAGGAAGGAGAAGGCCGGCGACGUGCCCGCCGCCUACGAUUUCCUCUACCUGCCGAUGGAUUUCAGCUUGUGCAGCAACCUGGGGUACGCGUUCGUGAACCUCACGUCGGCCCAGGCGGCGCGGGGGCUCCACUCCGCCCUGCACGGCGCCCGCUGGACGGUGUUCGGCACCAACAAGGGCAUCGACAUCUGCGCCGCGCGUAUCCAGGGCAAGAGGGCGCUGGUGAAGCACUUCAGCAACUCCACCUUCCCGUGCGCCACCGACGACUUCCUCCCCGCCGUCUUCUCGCCGCCGCGCGACGGCGCCGCCGACCCGUCCGUCACCGGCGAGGCCACGCGCGUCGGCACCCGCGUCACUCCCGCCACUCCUCUGCCGGCUACGCCACGGGCGCAGCGGCUGGCAGGCCAGCCCGUGGCCCGUGGGCGUCGCCAGCGCGGGGUCGUGAAGCGGAGCGGUGCAACAAGCUGCGUGUGAGGCGUAUGUUGUUCGUGGUAGCUAGCAGCAGCGUGGCACGGUCAAACCGGAGUCCGGCCAUGCCUUCCCUUUCUUUCUCCUUUGGUGCAACGGCGCUUGGGGGAGGGAGGGAAGGCUGUUGGACUCUGGACUUGAGCAAGCAUCGCACUGCUCUACCACUGCGUCUCUCUUGUCUGUACUCUCCACUUAGAAAUCUCCAUGAAAUUUCUGCUGUGUGUGUGUAGUGUACUAUCAGCCCCUGGCUUGUGCUGGGCUGCUGGCUGUGUAAUGUGUCCGUAGCAUGCGUCUUGUUCUGGCUCUCUCCAAGCAAAAGACUGGCUGGUGUCUGGUCGCGGAGUCCCCAUUGGCCCAGGCGUUGCACCUUUCGUGCUGCAAGCUCAGUGUGUGCGGGGGUUGGAAGUUGGAACUAGAAGCUAGUUAGCGGUGCUUUCGGACUGCCAGUACUAGCAUGGCACAGCAUGGCAUGCAUGAUGCAUGCAUGUUUAUCCGUUUGUACCAGAAGAAUCUCUGUCUCUCUGUCCAUGUGAUUCUGACGGUCGCCAUUAAAUGGGGCAAGAAA
Molecule: messenger RNA, 1376 nt
Organism: Triticum aestivum (bread wheat)
Lineage: Eukaryota; Viridiplantae; Streptophyta; Magnoliopsida; Poales; Poaceae
Product: protein MEI2-like 7
Exons: 4
Coding region: 80-817 (245 amino acids)
Molecular function (GO): nucleic acid binding
Source: RefSeq, a predicted model, not a curated record